Messenger RNA from Mya arenaria, 1950 nucleotides. Its product is annotated as leucine-rich repeat-containing protein 34-like. Gene Ontology annotation, molecular function: protein binding. Lineage: Eukaryota; Metazoa; Mollusca; Bivalvia; Myida; Myidae. The record is from RefSeq and is a predicted model, not a curated record. The coding region runs from base 30 to 1334 and encodes 434 amino acids. The transcript has 11 exons.
GGGAUAUAUUGUUGUAGCAACAAACAGCAAUGUCGGACAUUCAUUCAACAACGUUCCGCUAUGAAGCAGUUUGUCAAGAGCUCGGGGUUCCUCAAAAUCCGUACUUCCUGAAAAUGUUUGAGAAAGAAAAGGAAGAGACAAUUUUGAGAUCAAAAACUGGUGAUAUCCGAGACAACAUGCACCUGUAUCUGGCCGGAAACAACAAGCUUCUGACAGACAAGCGUCUCGAUGACAAAGACUGUGAGGUCCUGUACAAGCUUCUGCAAAACAACGUGUUUGUCACGAGUCUUGACCUUCGCUACAACAACAUCACCGAUGAGGGGGUCAAGUUCAUCGCUAAGCUGUUGGAGGAGAACGCAGUCAUUGAAGAAAUCAACCUGAUGUGCAAUGACUUUGGCAAAGAUGGUGCUGAGGUUCUCGCGAGGGCUUUACAUAAGAACACAGGUCUUCGUUGCCUGCGAUUGAAUGGGAACAAGAUUGGGAACAGGGGAGGAAUGUACCUGGCUCAGAUGUUACAGAUAAACACUACGCUACAGGCCCUAGACAUUGCGGACACUGACCUUACCACAGAGAGUGUUAUCGCCGUGGCAACAGUUCUGAACAAUAACAGGACCCUGAAAUCCCUCAACAUGAACCGACCCAUUCUCUUCACAGAGCAAGAGGAGUGUACUGUACACUUUGCUAAGAUGCUCAAGGUCAACACAACACUUGAAGAGCUCCACCUACAGAAGUUUGAGAUACGGGACUUUGGGGCCACAAGACUGGCAGAAAACCUCAUGGAGAACCUCUCCCUGCAAUACCUGGACCUUAGUUGCAACAGAAUAACAAGAGAUGGUGUUAAGGAGCUGUCGAAGGUGUUGAAGCGAAACACUGGCAUUCGUCACCUCAAUCUGAGUUUUAACCGACUGGAGGAUGACGGAGCCAUACACGUGGCUGAGGCAAUUGCUACGUACAACACCACACUGGAAAUCCUGGAUGUGAGAACCAAUAACAUCACUGGAAAGGGCCUGUGUGCCUUGUCUGAUGCAUUGAAGAUGAAUGCCACUCUCAACAAAAUCUUCAUCUGGGGAAAUGUUCUUGAAGAAACUGCUGCUAUUGCCUUUGCUAACCUGCUGGACAGUGGGCGACUCCAGAAAGAAAGCACAGACGUUCAGCCUUACCUCGUAGACGGAAAAACCAUCCUCAGCGAGCUCAACCACAGUGAACAGAGACAUUAUUACUACGCUCCGAGUUAUGGGGCUGACGUUCCUAGCUGGCAGCCAAGGGGGAAAAAUCCACGAGGAUCAGACGUGAAAGCCUACAGUAAUUCAGGAAGGGAGAUCAUGGCAAUGUGAUAACUAAGGGAGAUAAUAAAAUUUGAACUUGUUAAAAUUAAGGGAAACAUGAUACAUUUGACUUUAAAAAAGGGUGAUAAUCAAUAUUAAACUUUGAAGUUUUGACUUUUGAAAUGAAAUGGAUAUAACAAACCUUAUACUUUUAAUAUAAAGGGAGGUAAUAAAUAUUUGACAUUUAAAAUAAAGGGAGAUAAUUAACAUUUGACAUUUAAAAUAAAGGGAGAUAAUAGACAUUUGACAUUUAAAAUAAAGGGAGAUAAUUAACAUCUUACAUUUACUACACAAUAGUUUAAAAACGAAAUAAUAAACUAUUGGUUCUAACAUUCAAAAGUAAGGUUGAUUAAGCUUGUUUUGAGACAAUGUUAUCACCACUUAUGAUAACUGACUUUUAAUCUGAUAUAUUACAAAGGGAGAUAAUUGGAUUUUCAAUUUUGACAUACCGGUAAAUCGUUUGUUGAUUUUGAUCUGAUCUUUUAAGGGUUGGAAUGUCAUUUUUAUCUUUAUGACGUCUCAUAUCUGUUGUAGAUUGUAUCUGUGAUAAAAACUUGUGAUCGUCAAUAUGUUGAGUUAAAUUUAUAUCAGUAAUAUUUUGAAAAUAAAUUAUUACAAUAUGAUA